This is a messenger RNA of Mizuhopecten yessoensis (Yesso scallop), 630 nucleotides long. RefSeq lists its product as uncharacterized. The record is from RefSeq and is a predicted model, not a curated record. The coding region runs from base 38 to 433 and encodes 131 amino acids. Lineage: Eukaryota; Metazoa; Mollusca; Bivalvia; Pectinida; Pectinidae. The transcript is spliced from 3 exons.
GGGAACACCAACUCCUAGCUAAUGUAGUAAUAAAGAAAUGUGUUGUCUCCAACAGGACGAUACUUUCAACAAUCAGGAAAAAGCUGAUAACAGAGAAAUACGACCGAACACCCAUGCUCCCGAAGUGGACAGGUUGAUAGAGGAUUCAAAACCAAAGAGGAAAAAGGAAUUUUCUAUUCGCAAUUGCUUCAGAAAUUGUAUAUUUUGUGGGGGAAAGGGACCUGACAUGGACCAAGACAGUUCAGUCAUUGUCGAAGACAACCUCAGAAGGAGGGAGUCUGAACGUUGUUUACUAAGUUCACGUGAUCCAGCUGAUAUAUCAGGACCGAAUGUGGGAAUUCAGUUAACGGAAACUCAACGCCCAGGCAGAGGUUUAUAUAUUGACAUCAAUACCGACGAUGGAGAGGAGGAACUGAAGGAAAUAUUUGUGUGAAAAUAAAAAUAUAAGGGAUACCGAAAUCCGGGAUGUAUCGCUAUUUGUAUAUUGAUCGUGUUUAUUUGCACACAUUUGUUUGUGACAUUUGUGUUUGUCUCAUUAAAGAAACGUUUGAUCAACAUCAUCCGUAUAUGUUUUUUGUUUAUACUUAUCAGAUCAAUAUUUUGUACAGAAUGCAUUAUUGUGAUAUCUAA